UCCACACACUUAUUCAUGUCGUAGCUUCUCCUCUCAUCCCUUCUCGUUUCAUUUUCUAGCCUUUUGCUUCCCAUGGACGGAGCGAAGAAGGACCUGCCGGCCGUCCUCACCCUCCGGCUCAAGCGCCUUCUUAGUCUGCGCGCGUCGGGGAAUGCCCUUUCCUUUGCUUAUGGUUUCUUGACGGCUUUUAUGUUCUUCACACUCCUCCUAGCAAUGUGCAGUCCUGCGAAGGCUCCUUUUUCGUUCUCUUUCUCCUUCUCCAGAACGACCGCCCCUCUCUCUUCUACUUCUUCUUCGGUGUUGGCCGCCUCCUCUUACGCACUCCCUGAUCCCAACGUCUGUGCUUCUGAAAAACUUAAUGACGGCCAUCGCAGCGGAAUGUCCAAGGAAAAAGAACUAAAUUUUGACGAGGUGGAGAUGAGGCAGGUGGACCCGCCUCUCUCGCUCAAGGUCCACGAUGAUGGGAAUGAUUCCAUUCCCUCCGGCAGCUACCAGCGAGAACCAAAUAGCGCUUUUCCAAUUGCUUCCCCGUCGUCCACUGGGAAUCCGACUCAAACUGUUAAUGGAGUUUCCGGCGACGACGCAGGCUCAACUGGCGACAGCCGCCUCCAGUCUCUGGAUGUCGAAGACGAGCUUGAAAAGCUGCUUGUUGCGGCUAAUGAAAGGUACAAUAUCUCGGCGCGAGAACGAGAGAUUUUGCGGCAAUAUCGAUACGGUGGCAACGCGUUCGUGGUCGGUGAUUUGGAGGUGGAGAGAAGUCCAGAUAGCGAGGACAAUAUGACCAGCACCCCCACGGUGACUCUCACCGGGGAAAACGUGGUGACGGAGAGAACUCCAGACAGCGUUACCAAUAUGACUAGCACUCUCAUAGUGACUUUCCCCGAAGAAAACAGCACGUUCACCGGGAACGCCACCAAUUUCGUGAAGCGUGACUUGGAGGUGGAGAUAAGUCCAGACAGCGUUAGCAAUAUGACUAGCAGUCCAACAGUGACUCUCCCCGGAGAAAACGGCACGUUCACCGGCAACGCCACCAAUGUCGUGAAGGAGAACGAUGGUGAUGUCCCUGUAAAGAUUCAGCAAGUUCAACGCAAGCGCAGAGAAGGGAGAAGAGAAGGAAGGAGAGAGGGUAGGAGAUCAGGGUGGCGGAUUAAGACGGGUGUGAGUAGCGAAGGUUGGCGGAUGAAGACUGGUGUGAGGAGUGAAGGCACCGAAAGAGAGAGGCCGUUGAUCACCAAAACGGUCGGCCCAGACAAGUCGAAGAUGGAAUGCGACAUAUUUGAUGGGAGGUGGGUGUGGGAUGAGUCUUAUCCUCACUACCCUGCAGGGUCUUGCCCAUACGUAGAAACCUCCACCAAUUGCUAUCAAAAUGGGCGGCCAGAUAGAAAUUACGAGAAAUGGAGAUGGCAGCCGAAUGGCUGCAAUAUCCCAAGGUUGGAUCCAAAGGAUAUGUUGGAGAGGCUAAGAGGGAAGCGUCUUGCGUUCGUAGGUGAUUCCCUCAACCGGAACAUGUGGAGGUCUCUUAUUUGUCUUCUUUGGAGCUCUCUUGAAGACAAGACAAGGAUGGUUGGAGUGUCCGGCCUUCAUGAACUUGGAACAUCCAAAGCAACUCUAUUCAGAUUUUUGGAUUACCAGUGCACCUUGGAGUUCUUUUGGUCGGCAUUUUUAGUCGACGAACAGGAGAUUUCUCACCCCAAUGGCACUAUCAGAAAAAAGCUCAGGCUCGACAACAUCGCGACUUUUGCGCCAAGCUACAAGAAUGCUGAUAUUUUGAUCUUCAACUCUGGCCAUUGGUGGGUUCCUGCCAAGACCAAUAACGGGAAGGACUUUUUUGAACUCGGAAACAGUAUGUAUGGUUAUCUUGAAAGUAAAAGAGCUUACUUGAUGGCACUCAUGACAUGGGCUAAAUGGAUCGAUGCAAAUGUGAACCCCAACAAGACCAGAGUUUUUUUCAGAGCUUUUUCAAAUGUACAUUACAGAGGUAGGCAAUGGAAUUCUAGUGGACAUUGCCAAAAAGAAGCAGAACCAAUAAUGAACGACACUUACCUCUCUCCACAACCACUGGAAAUGAAGUUGGCGGAGAAGGUUAUCCGCAAAAUGAGAACUCCGGUCACGUAUCUCAACAUAACUAAACUGACAGACUACAGAAAAGAUGCACAUCCUUCCAUCUACACUUCGCCCAAGAUCGUCCGGAAGAAGUAUCAGGACUACACUUCGCCCAAGAUCGUCCGGAAGAAGUAUCAGGACUGUAGUCACUGGUGUCUGCCCGGCAUUCCGGACACAUGGAACGAACUCCUGUACGCGAUGCUAAUAAUGAAGACAAAGCUGGACCAAGCGGAUUAGGUCCAACUGCCCACAGUUCAACUCCGUGGGACCUGCUUGACCAGAACAUUACAUUACACUUACUAUAUUGGUGGUCUAGAUGUACCAUUAAAUUCAAAUUUGAUGACCCCAAGAAAUGUGCAUAUUACAGUUCAUCCCUUGAAUAUCCAAGGCCAGACCUCGUUUUUUUGACAAAAAAUGGCUUCAUAAGUUC
Molecule: messenger RNA, 2533 nt
Organism: Nymphaea colorata (pocket water lily)
Lineage: Eukaryota; Viridiplantae; Streptophyta; Magnoliopsida; Nymphaeales; Nymphaeaceae
Product: protein trichome birefringence-like 1
Exons: 5
Coding region: 73-2340 (755 amino acids)
Cellular component (GO): Golgi apparatus
Molecular function (GO): O-acetyltransferase activity
Source: RefSeq, a predicted model, not a curated record